UCCUCUCUCCGCUUCUUUCUUUCUUCCUUCUCCAUCCUCGUCACACUUGAAGCUAUCGGAGAUGAAUCUUUUGGGGAAGGCCCUCAGGUUCCUGUACGCCCAUUGUUGGCAGCCGUCCGUCUUCGGCGACUCCGACUCCCUCGGCCCUCACGGCGUCUCCGCCGCGACCGUCGGCGUCUCGGCUCUUGCCCAAGAUCUGCUCAACUUCGAAAUCACCUCCAAGGUUCCUGAGGGGCUAAGCAACCAUGUGGUUUCUUCCAGGAAAGCUCAGGCUAGUUGGUAUAGAAAGCUACUAGUGGCAUGGAGGGAAUCACAUCCUCCUCCAAAAACACCCGAAGAAGCAUCAAGGCUUGUUCUCCAGACCCUGAAGAAUCACCAGAAGGCUGAUGUUGAGGGUUUGUUGGCUUUCUAUGGCCUACCUCUUCCUCACACCCUGGUUGAGGUCACAGCCGAAGUUCCAGUGGCAUUGCCUCAAGGAGUGAUGUUUGAGUUUCACACACUUCCAGUGGAUGCAAGGGCUGUGGCAGAUGGCGACACCAUUACCGUGUACGUUAGCACUUCUGAUCCGAGAGAAUCGUGCUUGGUCCCACAAGACGUCCAGAUUGCGGCCCUCGAAAGAUCAGAAGCCCGUGCUCAGAGGGACUACAAUCGUGCAGAUGCACUGCACAAAAGUAUUGUCGACGCUGGAUAUCGGGUAUUAAAUGUUCAAAAUGAGGAAGUCCUUGCUCGGAAGUACCGAAUUCGGCUCAGGGGGAUAGAUGCUCCAGAGGGUUUGAUGCCAUACGGCAAAGAGGCUAAGGACGAGCUUGUAAAGAUUGUUGAAGGAAAGUGUUUGAGAGUUCUUGUGUAUGGAGAAGAUCGAUACAGCCGGAGCGUAGGAGAUAUAUACUGCAAUGGCAACUUUGUACAGGAGUUGAUGCUCAAGAAAGGGAUGGCAUGGCAUUACGCAGCAUACGACCAACGCGCAGAGCUUGCAAAGUGGGAGAAGAAUGCACGGGCAAAGCGCGUAGGCUUGUGGGCUUCACCAAACCCUGAGGAGCCAUGGGAAUGGAGGAAGAAUAAACGAGAGGGGAGAUGACUUCACCCGAAUAUGAUUCAGCCUUUCGCCAUCCUGGGGAAAUGCAGCUGGCCAAGCAUUGAUGCACUGGGAUACUCAUAUCUUUCCGAAUGAUACGAUCAAUAUGCUUUAUCAUCUGUCGUAAUGUAUGCAAAUCUACUGCAAAACCUCGGACAGCCUUAGCCAAAUCAUCAUAUAAGAUCAGUGAAGGAUCUAAUGUACUAAGCUCUGCUUGUU
Messenger RNA from Rhodamnia argentea, 1294 nucleotides. Its product is annotated as staphylococcal-like nuclease CAN2. Gene Ontology annotation, cellular component: cytoplasm. The coding region runs from base 62 to 1078 and encodes 338 amino acids. The record is from RefSeq and is a predicted model, not a curated record. The transcript has 9 exons. Lineage: Eukaryota; Viridiplantae; Streptophyta; Magnoliopsida; Myrtales; Myrtaceae.